CUCCCAUGCACAUCUCAGACUGUGAGCACUGGAGCACAGCGUGAGCCCUGGAGCGCCUUCUCGACAUGUACACCUGGAAGCCCUAUUCAUUCAGGGAUGCAGCAUUCACGUGUGAGUGGCAGCCACACCGUUGAGACGUUAACGGCAGCACAGAGGGUUUUGAAUCUGGCUUGAUGAAAUCAUCUGAGCUGGGAGGCAGAGGCAGCGGAGGAGAAGGCGACACGCGGAGAAGUGGAUGCUGAGCUCCUCCACUCUACAAUUAAGGGGCUGGCACUGAGGACGCGACCCGACCCGAGGAUUGGAUAGCACCCGCCGGAUACUGUUAACCAAAUCCGCUAGUUGUCACCCCAACUCUGGUGCUCAUAUGUGCAGCAAACACGCUCUCCGUUUCCCGGGAAGAGAACUUGAUGGAUGCCUCUGUUCAUCACAGCUGGCACAUCAGGGCCCAGCUCCAUUAUUAGCACCUUCAUCAUUAACACAGCACCACAGGAGUAGACUGUGACCAAGUGGAUCAUUACAAUUCUGGAUAAUCGGCUGAACCGCACCACUGAGACACACAGCCUCCUCCUCCUCCAGGCCUCUCUAUACAGAGCCGACAGGAUCCAUCCCUGAACUGACCAUGUGUGUUGGCUAGAAACAUAGUGUUGUAAGCAGGUAGUGACAUGUCUCAGGUCUGACCCUGGAGAUGCCGAAGAGACGAGACAUCGCCGCCAUUGUGUUGAUCGUGUUGCCGUGGACACUGCUCAUCACUGUUUGGCACCAGAGCGCCAUCACUCCUCUGCUUGCUACCCGGAAAGAUGACAGACGAGAUGGUCGCUCCAAAUCCAGGAAUACUUUUGCUUUCAAGGAGUCCUGCUCUCUUCAGAACCGGGACAUCGUGGAGGUGGUGCGUACCGAGUAUGUCUACAGCCGGCCUCCCCCCUGGUCUGACACCUUGCCCACCAUCCACGUCGUCACUCCCACCUACAGCCGGCCGGUGCAGAAGGCCGAGCUGACACGUCUGGCCAACACCUUGCUGCACGUGCCCAACCUGCACUGGAUCCUGGUGGAGGACUCCCAGAGGAGGACCGCUCUGGUCAGCCGUCUCCUACAGGAGAUGGCAGUCAACUACACCCACCUCAACGUGGAGACGCCCAGGAACUAUAAGGUGCGCGGGGACACAAGGGACCCCCGAAUACCUCGGGGUACCAUACAGAGGAACCUGGCCCUGCGGUGGCUCCGGGAGAGCUUCAGACUAAACAGCAGCCAGCCCGGGAUUGUCUACUUUGCAGACGAUGACAACACGUACAGUCUGGAGCUGUUUGAGGAGAUGCGUUCCACCAAAAAGGUCUCUGUGUGGCCCGUGGCCUUUGUGGGUGGCCUACGAUAUGAGUCGCCCAAAGUAAACACCUUGGGCAAGGUGUACGGAUGGAAGACUGUAUUCGACCCACACCGGCCCUUUGCCAUUGACAUGGCUGGGUUUGCAGUGAACCUGCGCCUCAUUCUGUCCAAACCUCAGGCUUAUUUUAAGUUACGAGGGGUGAAGGGAGGUUAUCAGGAGAGCAGUUUAUUAAAGGAGCUGGUCACUCUCAGCGAUUUGGAGCCUAAAGCUGCAAACUGCACUAAGGUAUUAGUAUGGCACACACGGACAGAAAAGCCUGUGCUAGUAAAUGAGGGCAAGAAGGGAUUUACAGACUCUAAUGUGGAGAUAUGACAUACUUCAUCUGACACAGGGGCAUUUCUCCAUUUGGAUUCUACCUGGAUUCCAACCAACCUCAGAGCUCCUUAAAUAGCAAUAGCCAGGGUCAGAAAUAUUAUCACAGCACAGUAGGGUGCACUUCACUAUUGCUUUGAAAUGGAGGCACACCUGUCCACCCCAGGAGGCAGCAUAAGCCAUGUGCUUGAACGGACUACAGAGUUUCAAAGCACAACUGCACAACAGCCAGCCGGCCCGUUAUGCUCCGAGCACUGGCUAAUGCGAGACACUGGUGGGAGUUGCCAAAAGGAGCUUGCCCAAUGAGGUCUCCUCGGAGGGCUGAGACAAAGGAUGAUACACGAUUUAAACUGUAGGAAGAGAUGGCACUGCACGCAAUAAAGAGCCCUCUGAGCGCAGACAACACCAGCCAACCAUCCAAUCAGCAUUAAAUAGGGCCCUUUUGUUCUGAAGUAAGCUGGCUGUCCGGCACAGGGCUGCACAGAGGAAUAAAAGGGGCCCUUGUCUUACGUGAGUCAGCACUGACUGACAGACUGCACUGAGGGGAUCUGAGCCCUCCCCACUUGUACUGUACAACACUGAGCUAUUUAGAUAACCCCCCGAACCCAGCAUUGAUUGGAGGUCUUGUAACUUCUUUACACAUAGUCACACAUUCUUAGCUGUCACACUUCACAUGGUGAGCACACGGCCACACAUGCACUC
Etheostoma spectabile (orangethroat darter) is the source of this 2395-nucleotide messenger RNA. RefSeq names its product beta-1,3-glucuronyltransferase 1 (glucuronosyltransferase P) b (gene b3gat1b). NCBI's taxonomy places the organism in Eukaryota, Metazoa, Chordata, Actinopteri, Perciformes, Percidae. Gene Ontology annotation, biological process: carbohydrate metabolic process; chondroitin sulfate proteoglycan biosynthetic process. The transcript has 8 exons. Gene Ontology annotation, cellular component: Golgi membrane. The coding region runs from base 686 to 1693 and encodes 335 amino acids. Gene Ontology annotation, molecular function: galactosylgalactosylxylosylprotein 3-beta-glucuronosyltransferase activity. The record is from RefSeq and is a predicted model, not a curated record.